Molecule: messenger RNA, 1257 nt
Organism: Trichobilharzia szidati
Lineage: Eukaryota; Metazoa; Platyhelminthes; Trematoda; Strigeidida; Schistosomatidae
Source: the annotation of a GenBank genome assembly
AUGAGAUUAAGAGGGAAGUUAAAAGACUUAUGGAUCACGUAUCUGGCAUUCAAAGGUGUACUUUUCACUUGUGCUUAUGCACUAAUUUUAUCUAUACUCCCACUUAUGGUACCUGGCAAGCCAGCUAAAGCAGCCUACGUGUUAUUACUUAUGACCGGGUUAUGGAUAUCUGAAGUUAUACCAAUUUAUGUAACCGGUUUGAUUCCAAUGGUUCUUGGCCCAUUGUUACAAAUAUCUUAUCCAUCCAAAAUCUCUCCAGCUUACACAAUGGAUACGAAUAUGCUAACAUUAGGGGGUUUGUUAAUGGCAUGUGCAGUGGAAAAUAAUGAUGUGCAUAAGCGAAUCGCUAUAUCUAUUCUCAGACUUUUUGGGAGUGAUCCGAAAAUGUAUGUUUCAGGAAAUUUAAUACUCGCAAUUCUUGAAUUAUUACUAUUUACAGAAGAAGAAGAUUAUCUAGAAACUGAUGGUGGCAAUGAACUUUCAGAAGAAGGGAGAAACACUGUCCAAGAAAGUACCCACAAUUCUUAUUCACAACUCAAUGAUGUUGAACUAAGUCCCGAUCAUAUAGUAAGACAAUCUAUGAGCACCAAACGACUCAAAGAAGUGUUCAGAAUGAAUGCUGGUCUUAGUCUUUCUAUCUCUUAUGCAUCUUCAGUUGGUGGUAUAGCAACAACAAUAGGCACACCACCAAAUACCUAUCUUUAUGGAUUAAUUGUGAAUCGUUAUGGUGAUUCAACAGGCUUCGACUUUGGGACAUGGAUGUUAUUCGCAUUACCACUUUCAAUCAUUAUGUUUCUAAUUAUUUGGUUUUGGUUCAGUGUAUUAUUUUUCGGACCCAAAAAUCUGUUGACUUUUAAGCAGUCAGAAAGAAAGAAAAAACUAAUUGUUCGUGUACUGGAUGCAGAGCAUGAGAAACUUGGCUCGUUCAAAUAUUGUGAAGGUCUUACCAUAAUUUUAUUCACAAUUCUUACAAUACUGUGGAUAACAAGGAAAUCGGGCACUGUAGGAUGGGGGAGGUUCUUCGUUGACAAAAGCGAUCCUAAAGCCAAAUUACUAGCGUAUAGUAUGACCACCUUUCUUGGUAGUAAACGUAAAUUUAUGAUACUGAAUUGGAAAGAAAACAAAAAUGUGAAGGAAUUGGGAUACACCCGUUUAUUUUAGCACUUCCUGUGACUGUUGCCGCUUCGUUUGCAUUCGUACUACCUGUUGGAACGCUACCUAACACGAUUGUUUUUGCUAAAGGAAGAGUCAAGGUUA